UAAUUUUUGUUUAGAUUGCUUUGAACAAAGCUUUUCCAAGUUCAAAUCCAACACUGUCCUUUCUUUGGAAUCAGCAGAGUUAAGUUUCGAUUCUGGAAAAUAGAGAAACGUUCAGUCGAGUCUGCAUGAUGAGCAAGACGUAGCGGGAUCUCUUUCACUUCGCAGUGAGGCGGACGUGCAUAUAAAAAAGUGCGUAAAGAGGAGCUGCGCCACAGAUAAGAACGGUGAGAGGAAAGAAGAGUUCAUAUCUACAGAAGACUGAAAGAUCGUCAUGAGCAGUUCUUCUCAGACUCUGUCCAAACUGGAGGCCCUGGAGUGUCACUUCACCUGGGUCAAGGAAACCACCAGAUCACAUCUGUUACACAAGAGGGUCCAGCUUGAGGACAUUGGGACAGAUGAGGGAAAUUUUUGGUUGGGUUCCAUUUACAACUUGUGGGGGUUUGUCCUCUAUGAGCUGGGCUCUAGCAAAGAAGCCCAUAAGUACUUCAGAAAGGCCACAGAAACCUUACAGCGGCUGAGGAAGGAAGAUGAGGGUCCCUGGCUGAUGGUGAACUAUGGAAAUCUAGCCUGGCUGCACCAUCAUCUUGGAGAAGAGGCAAAGAGUCAAGAUUACUUGUCAAAGGUUGAAGCUCUCAAAAGUAAAUUCCCAUCUCCGUCCCAGGAUGAGCUCCACCCAGAGAUCUACGCCGAGAAAGCCUGGACUCUGAUGAAGUUUGGUAAAAAAAACAAGCUGCUAGCUGCAGAUUACUUUCAGAGAUCCUUCAAGAUGCAGCCAGACAUGGUGCAGUGGCAGUCCAGCCGUGUGAUUGCACUGGCCAGUGCUGCUAAGCACUGGGACACAGACCUGAGUGAUGACGUCUUGCAGGAAAUUAGAACAGCCCGAGAGCAGGAUCCAGAGAAUCUGUACGUGGCUGCUGUGGAGCUUAAGGUAAGAGGCAGAAAAGGAGAAUCAGAUAAAGAUGAGGCAGAGACGCUGGGUCAGAAGAUCCUUCUGCAGCCUGUCAGCAGCUACAGUGGCCUGAAGCCCCUCCUGAGGCUGCACAGGGAGCUGGGCUCGCUGGAUAAGGCCAUCGUUCUGACUGAGGAGGCCUUGGAGCGGCAUCCUGAUGAGCGCUACCUGAAGAGAUGUGCUGCACUCUGCUACAAAUGGAAAGUCCUCAGGUUCACAGCUGAUCGAGCAGACCAACGUACGAUUGAGAGAGCCAUAAAGCUGAAUGAGGAGGUCGUUGAUCUCUAUCCAGACACGUCAUUUGUGAAGAAGAUGGACCUGGCAUAUGUUCAGGCAAAGUCGAGUCAUGGCCGCACAAUAGCAUACCAGAUGUUCCAAGACCUGCUCGCAAGGAGAGACCUGGAUUCCGGAGACAAACAGCUGCUAUACUACAACUACGCCAGAUACCUCAACUUUGAGCGUCAGGACAGGAACAAGUCUGUUCAGUACUACAUGAAGUCGGCAGAAAUUCCAAACAGGAGUUUCUAUGGGAAGCUAAGCGUCAAAAUGCUACAGAAAAUAUGUGAGAGAGGAAGGAGCAGGAUGUGCCCAGAAAUCAGGGAGUUUCUGGAAAACCUGCCAGAUGAUGAUUCUGAAUGACGUUUUACCAACAUAGGGUUCAUAUCUAAACCUGAGAUGCAAACGCAUGCUUUCAUUGAUUAUUGUAACACUCUGCUAGCUGGCUUUCCAAAAAAACAACAUUACGAACCUUCAGCUUCUCUUUUAUAUUUUUUUACUUUUAUUUUAAAUUUUUUUAUUUCCAGAGCUUUCUCAGUUGGAUCCUCCCCCUUUGGGUCGGCUGCUGUUCAUCAGCUGCAGCUCUAUAUGGGGACCUGCAUCUCCACCUUACUGUGGUGAUGCUGGUUCUCCGCCUGUGGUGCUGCAUCUGGCUGUCUAUCCAGCAUCACAGAAAGGGAGAUUCCAAAUAUUAACAUUUACACCAACAAAUGUUUUCCAUUCUCAGCCUCUUUCUCAAAUGUUUGUCUCCAUCAUUUAAGGGGGUGGGAGGCAUGAAUCGGAUUAGGGGUUCUGUGGGGGUCGGGGGCUUUAUUUUUAUUUUGUUGUGCUUGUUUAAUGUGUGUUCUGGUGUAAAGCACUUUGUGUUAUGUUCUAUAUGAAAGUGCUAUAUAAAGACUGGUUUGAAUGUUUAGUGUAUUGAUCCUGUAGAAUAAAACUUCAGCACUUCCUUAAUAAACAUUUUACCAAUAAAACUUUA
This is a messenger RNA of Oryzias latipes (Japanese medaka), 2204 nucleotides long. RefSeq names its product antiviral innate immune response effector IFIT1-like. Gene Ontology annotation, biological process: defense response to virus. Gene Ontology annotation, molecular function: protein binding. Gene Ontology annotation, cellular component: cytosol. The record is from RefSeq and is a predicted model, not a curated record. Lineage: Eukaryota; Metazoa; Chordata; Actinopteri; Beloniformes; Adrianichthyidae.